Molecule: messenger RNA, 1581 nt
Organism: Ixodes scapularis (black-legged tick)
Lineage: Eukaryota; Metazoa; Arthropoda; Arachnida; Ixodida; Ixodidae
Product: A disintegrin and metalloproteinase with thrombospondin motifs 7-like
Biological process (GO): membrane protein ectodomain proteolysis
Molecular function (GO): metalloendopeptidase activity
Source: RefSeq, a predicted model, not a curated record
AUGAUGAAGUAUAUUUUUCUAUGCGCUUUGCAAGCUUUAAUCCAAAAUGCCACUGCGAGAGGUGAAUCCCGAUACUUUGAAGUUGCUUAUCCAAAGCUUCUUGAAACCAGAGGCCUUUCGAGUGAAAAAGUGAUCCACAUUAAAGAAGGCCUAAUACUUCACUUAGAAAAAAGUUCAAUUCUCUCGGAAAACUUGGUUCUAACAGACCUCAGUGGCAAGGAGCCAGUUGUAACUCCGAUGAACGGCAAAUAUAUGGAACGUAACCUGUACCAUGACAAAGAGAAAAUGGCGGCGGUUGAGGUGAAGGAGAAGAAUGUAGCUGUGGAACUGAGUGGUGUCAUCAGCGACACACUGAGGAUACUUCCUCUUCGCCUUAUGGCUCGAGCUGAAGACGGGUCUAUCGCACACAAGAUUUUCGAAGUGGAUGCACCAGUUCACCGUGCACAUGACUACGUUGAAACAACUCACAAUCAACUGGAAGGGCGAUCUAAUGGAUAUCAUUUAAGCACUCCGGGACAAGUACAAGUUCCAGACCCAUUUUUGAUUGAAACACUGAUUGUCGUCGACAAGUACUUUUACGAAAACUUUGAUAACGAUACACAGCUUGUAACAUAUAUCGCCAUUUCUAUGGCAACGGUGAACGUCAGAUAUUCGAACGCCAAUAACCCAAAAGUACAACUCCUCAUCGUAAAUAUUACAAAGGACCUGGAAUCAGAUUAUCUGCGACAUAUUUUAGUUUCAAAUCCAGACGACCGUAACAAUCAAAUCAAGUUCUACACUUCUGAAAGAACAUUACCCCAGUUUGCUAAGAAAUACAGGGACGCCACGUGCGACGUUGCGUUGCUCGUCACAGGGUUGGAGCUCGCCAAAAAAAGUGGUGCCCAUGUAUCCGAGCAUGUAAAAGGUCUUGCAUACCUUAACGGACUCUGCACAGAAGAAUCGUGUUUCGGUAUAGUGGAAGAUCACGCUCAUACGUACUUCAUGGUUUCCACUGCUGCUCACGAAAUGGGAUACCUACUCGGAAUGUCUCACGAUGGGGAGAUUCCAUCCUACAGUGUUCCUGGAGUGACAUGGCUUCGAUGUUCGGCGACAUCGGGAUAUCUCAUGGCACCUUCACUGGGCGGCAAAUAUGAAGGGUUUUUCUCCCGCUGUUCUCUGCAACACAUGAAGGUUUUUGUAGGACGUCAGACGGCAGAAUGUUACGAAGUGAAGUCGAAGAAAGCCUUCGAAGCACCAGGUAAACUUCCGGGCGUGGGACUGAAGAUGACAGAUUUAUGCAAGAAACUACAUCCUCACGCCCCUGGAAUAAAAUGUUUCUCUAAUUCGACAUAUAACGAGAAGUGCAAAUUCCUGUGUUACACGAUUGUCGGCGAUCUCAUACAUUACUUCACUGAACGCCUUGUAGAUGGAAUGCCUUGUGGCGAUAACAAGAUAUGUUUCAGAGACAAGUGUGGAAAAUACAGCACUGACCUGCCUCCGCUACCGACCUUGCCUACAACCGAAACGACCACACCAACAACGACGACCACUACAGACAAUGAUGAUGAUGAUCACGAUGAUGAUAAUGAAGACUCAAAUUAG